Messenger RNA from Schistocerca serialis cubense, 651 nucleotides. RefSeq names its product ankyrin repeat and protein kinase domain-containing protein 1-like. Gene Ontology annotation, cellular component: nucleus; cytoplasm. The transcript has 2 exons. The record is from RefSeq and is a predicted model, not a curated record. Lineage: Eukaryota; Metazoa; Arthropoda; Insecta; Orthoptera; Acrididae. Bases 1 to 651 code for a protein of 216 amino acids. Gene Ontology annotation, molecular function: protein binding.
AUGGUGGGUGCAGACGCACUCCAGCACCGAGGUCCCAUUCCCUGCGAGCAGAGCCGCCAGCGCGGCAACCACUCCUGCCGGAUGCAUUGUCUGCUGUCGACACUGGGCAGCAGGCAGAGGCAGUGCGCGUCGCAGGCAGCGCAGCCUCGAUAUAACGACGAGAGGCUCCCCGCAGAGCAGAGAGGCAGGAGGCUGAUCCUGGUGACUGAGCAGGGAGCAGUGGGGGAGAUGAGGGCGCUGCUCGCCGUGGGUGCCGACGUGGUGGCGAGGGGUGGGGCGAGGGGGUGGACCGCCCUGCACUUCGCAGCAUCCAGGGGAGACGUCGAGGCGACACAGCUGCUGGUGGAUGCGGGGGCGGCUAUGGACGCCAGGAUCACCUGGGAGCAGUGGACGCCUCUGCGCGUGGCUGCGGAGAGGGGCAGAGCCGCUGUGGCGCGGCUGCUGUUGCGGGCUAACGCCGACCACAACGUCAGGGAUGGCAGUGGGUGGACGCCGCUGCACUUGGCUGCACGCUGUGGCAACGCAGAAGUGGCGGCUGCCCUGCUCGAGGCGGGGGCCGACAGGGAUGCAACAACUGGUGACAGUGGGGCCACAGCAGUGGACCUCACCAGGGAGAACAAGGACAGUCGGCUGAUGGAGAUGCUGUCAUGA